AUGCAUUCUUUACAAUACACAUUUCAUGAUCUUCGUUACAAAGUUGAAUACUAUAGAACCCGAUACAAACAGAGAUAUUAUAGCAAUGAUCGAAAUCCCAGAGUUAUACAAACGAAGCUAAAGAACCAACGGCUUCUCUCUCUAAGAACCCAACCUCACGAUAAAUACUUCAUAAAACCUGGCGAAUUCUUGGCCCUAGUCCCCAAAAAAUUGGACAGGAAUAUUAAUCAAAUCAUUGAAGUGGACACUUCAAGAUACUUAAAGGCACUGUUUUUGAAACAGAGAGAUUUGUUUAAGGGGUAUGAUGAUAAUGCAUUGACGGAAAAAUCGUACUCAGGGUUCCAUAUGGAACAAAACAAAUAUGGAAAUAUUCGCAGCUAUUCGGGUUCAGUAUAUUUGAAUACAUCAUUUACUGAUAUUCCAAACACUUUCAGACAUAAUACAAAUACAGCCAGUCAACGAUCUUCUCUGUUUUCCAUUUUGAGUCCUGCCCAGUCAAAUAGCUUUGAGGAAAUCGAAUCCAAUCGACAGCAUCAUUUGUGCACAUCUAGGAGUACAUCACCAUUAAUAGAUUUGAACUCUAUUACCUCGGAUAUAAAUGGAAUCCCAUUCGUCAAUCCAAACAGUCAUUAUCUAAAUAGAUCUGUUAUUUCUCCGUCUGAUGAUCUAUUCGACUUUGAAAAUGUGAAAAUUUCGCCAAUUGGCACUUCUGGAAUUCAAUCCUUCGGUUCAAAGAUGCAAAAUCUUAGUCUUAAACGUAAAACCUCCAUCAACAGCGAAAAACGUAGAACCAAAGUUCAACACUCUUGGAAACUCGUUCUUAAUGCUAUCUCAUUAUCUGCUGCAAAGGUGUCCGUUGGAUUAUCGCCAAAAACAUGUCACGACUUCGAAAAUUUGACACCUGAUUUCAUAAAUGCAAAAUCUGCAGAAAACAAGAUCAGUAUAGCAAACGGUAAGUACAGCAAAAGUGACAUAUUUAAUGGAAAAGAAUGUUCAAAGGAAUACAAAGGUACCAUAGAACAAAGCAGGUUCACUGAUGGAAAUAUCCAAAAGUACUCAACGAUUAACGAUUCAAUCGCUCAGACUCAUUAUUAUAAUGAAAGUGGUUUCUUGUCGAUGUACAAUUACAAUUCUGAUAAUGAAUCAUGA
Messenger RNA from Debaryomyces hansenii CBS767, 1149 nucleotides. RefSeq lists its product as uncharacterized. Lineage: Eukaryota; Fungi; Ascomycota; Pichiomycetes; Serinales; Debaryomycetaceae. The coding region runs from base 1 to 1149 and encodes 382 amino acids. The record is from RefSeq and is a predicted model, not a curated record. The transcript has a single exon.